This is a messenger RNA of Myxozyma melibiosi, 780 nucleotides long. RefSeq lists its product as uncharacterized. The transcript has a single exon. Lineage: Eukaryota; Fungi; Ascomycota; Lipomycetes; Lipomycetales; Lipomycetaceae. The record is from RefSeq and is a predicted model, not a curated record. The coding region runs from base 1 to 780 and encodes 259 amino acids.
AUGCUCGGCCCCCAGCUACUCCUCCUCCUCCUCUCCCUCUCCAUCGCCUCUGCUGCCUCUGCCUCCUCCUCCCUCAUCACAGCACCCGCCUCCUCCUACACCUCCAUCCCGACCCAGCUCGUGCUCGACACCUCCUCCUUCUCGAGCAGUCGACCCUCCUCGAUCUCGAUCUCGCACUCCCACUCGCCCCUCACCACAACAACACCCGUCUCCUCCUCAUCGACCUCCUUAUCCACAACAUCCACCUCCUCCACCUCCCGCUACACCCUCACUCCCGUCGCUACCUCCUCCUCAUCCUCCUCCUCAUCCUCCUCCUCCUCCUCCACCACCUCCUCCUCCUCCACCUCCACCAAAAAGAUCAUAAUCGCAGUCGUCGUCUCCGUCGUCGGCACCCUCCUCCUCUUCGCCCUCAUUCUCCUCGUCUUCCUCCGCCGCCGCCGCCGCUACCGCCGCAACCCAAGCUUCUCCGACUCCACAACAGCAACCAUCCUCCCUUCCGACUCCGAGGCCAGCGACGCCAGCAGCUGUCCCGUCACAAACCACCACCGCAACCACAACAAAAACCAGGACUCCGGCGUCGUCGACGAAAAACACCUCAUGCAGGCCGGCAUCCGAAACAAGUCCCUGCCGCCGCCGCCCCUGCCGCUCAAACACAGCAGCCACGCGUCGUCGCCGCCAACAACGCCGCUGUUUGGUCGGUUUUCGAGGAAGUUGGGCGGCGGGCGGAGUCGCUCGUUUGAUGUCGAAGAGAAUAGCGACCAGGUUGGACUUGCGCGGUGA